This is a messenger RNA of Fimicolochytrium jonesii, 1125 nucleotides long. RefSeq lists its product as uncharacterized. Lineage: Eukaryota; Fungi; Chytridiomycota; Chytridiomycetes; Spizellomycetales; Powellomycetaceae. The record is from RefSeq and is a predicted model, not a curated record. The coding region runs from base 121 to 813 and encodes 230 amino acids. The transcript has 2 exons.
AUAAAAGGAAGGGAGGUCUGCGAGCCGCCCUCUCCCAGCCAUACGAAAAAAAAAAACGAAACUCGCAACAACCCAACCCACACUCCCCUCACCAACACCACACCACAGAUCACAACAAAGAUGGCCACCACAGGAGCAGCACCCAGCAUCACCCGCGCGGUCGCCGAAGACCCCGGAGCACUGGCCGCCGCACACGAGAUCGCCGCCAAGCACGCCGCCGAGCGUGAAGCCGCCGAAGCCAACAACCCCACAGGCACCGUCAACGCCGCCUCCCCCGAACUCCUUGCGCACCCCAAGAAAUUCACCGUCAAGAUCAUCCAAGCCCUGGGCGUGAAAGCGCCCGCCCCCGAAGACCGCGGCGACCACCAACUCUACGUCGUGCUCCGGCAAGGCGCGCAAAAGUUCAUCUCGCUCCACAAAGACCGUAAAGACGGCGUGGACGUCCCCUUCAACGAAACGUUCGAGAUCAUCGUUGGCGGGACGGAGAGUCUGAACGGGAUCGCGGUGGAUCAUAACCAGAGCACACAUGCUGUGAAGACGCAUAAGGAGCCGACUGCGGCCGAGAAGGCGCAGGCGGAGAAGGGGAAGAAGCAUGAGCAUCAGGAGAAGGUGCACCCGGCGGACCCGACGCUGACGGUGGAGCUGUUUGAUAAGGAUACGUAUGGAGUGGAGGAUAAGUCGUUUGGAAAGGCGAAGUUUGAUUUGAGCAAGGCGACGGAGCAGCCGCAGGAUGUUGAGUUGCAGCUCCACCACGCGUUGCACAGACAUAUCCCCAAGGUCCACCUCCAAAUCUCCCUCGCCGGUACCGUAUAAAGAAAGAAUGCGAGGACAUUGAUCGCAACACCACAUCCGCCAUUCACCACGACACACCGUCCAUAACACCCCCCAAUCGUCGUACAGAUAAUGGACUCCAUAGAUCGUGCAACGCUCUCACUCUGUGUACAUAGACGCCAGCACCUUGUACAUCACAUUUUUGUCGUAGCGAUAACCCCACAUAAGGCGUAUCAAUCUUUUUCUUUUCUUUUCUUUUCAUGAACGAUAUGUUGGUAUCAUCUCGAGAGUUCUUUUCGAUCAUCGAAAAAUGUGAUUUUUGGACUUUGAGUGCAAGUGGAGCAGUUUGUUCAU